This is a messenger RNA of Trichomycterus rosablanca, 2438 nucleotides long. RefSeq names its product double C2-like domains, beta (gene doc2b). Gene Ontology annotation, molecular function: small GTPase binding. Bases 35 to 1990 code for a protein of 651 amino acids. Gene Ontology annotation, cellular component: membrane; synapse. The record is from RefSeq and is a predicted model, not a curated record. The transcript is spliced from 17 exons. Gene Ontology annotation, biological process: regulation of calcium ion-dependent exocytosis; intracellular protein transport; spontaneous neurotransmitter secretion. Lineage: Eukaryota; Metazoa; Chordata; Actinopteri; Siluriformes; Trichomycteridae.
GGCAGCGUCUUUGUUGACGGUGUGUACUUAAAAUAUGACCCAUACCAUGUUUGGUAAUGGAAAUGACCAAUGGGUUUGCCCCAAUGACCGACAGCUCGCCCUGAGAGCCAAGUUACACACAGGCUGGUCGGUGCAUACGUUCCAGACAGAGAAGCAGAGGAAGACACAGAUGCUGGAGAAGAGAGAGCUGGAGAUCAUCAUGAACGUAAUCCACCGAGCCGAACAGCUGGAGGUGUUUGAGCAGCGCAGGAUCGGGUGUCUAAUCGAGCGUUUAGAGAACAUGAGGAGAUCAGCAGUGGGGAACAGUCUGUCUCAGUGCCUGCUGUGUGGCGAAUCUCUGGGGAUUCUGGGAACUCCUUCAGUCAUCUGCCUGGACUGCUGCAGGAAAGUGUGCACCAAGUGCGGGAUCGAGACGGCCUGCAGUCAGAAGAAAGCUCAGUGGCUCUGCAAGAUCUGUAGUGAACAGAGAGAGGUGUGGAAGCGUUCUGGAGCCUGGUUCUACAAGGCUUUGCCGAAGUACAUCCGUCCAGUGAAGGAUCCCUUCAUAGACAGAAGGCCUGGUACAGAGGAGCAGUCGGUAGCCAGGAGUGCACCCGUUAACUACUCAUGGGCCCACAGCAAAGUCGACUCCAGCGAGAGCGACGGCAGCGAUUCCGAGCUCAGCGACACCAGCAGCGACAGAAAGACCUUCAUCUCCGAGAGCAUCAAAAGACGACACUCGGCUUUAUCAGAGUUGAGUGGAAGUCUGGCAGUUACGCCCCUGCAGUCCAUCCUGACCAGCCCGUCCAGAGCCAGCUUGCUGUCCGAAAGUCGCUCCAGUCUGGCCAGCAAGAGCAGCAGCCUGGCUCCUGCCACCGAGGAUGAGGACACGGACCAGGGCCGCCCAUUAUUGUCCGCCCCGCUCCUCAGGCGCGCCGGGUCCCUGCGCUCGUCCUCCUCUUCCUCGUCCUCCGCCGCGCCCGCCGCCUCCGCCGAGAGGGAUGACGCCGACGGAAACGACGACGACCUGGACCGAGCCUUCGGCGCCGCCUCGGCCUCGGCUUCGUCCUCCGCUCCGACUCCGACUCCGCCCAGCAGGAAGGAGGAGGAGCCUGACACCGAGGGUUACGACUCGGACGACUCCACUACGCUCGGCACUCUGGACUUCAGCCUGCUGUACGAUCAAGAGAACAACGCCUUGCACUGCACCAUCAACAAAGCGAAGGGACUCAAACCCAUGGAUCACAACGGGCUGUCAGAUCCCUACGUCAAACUGCACCUGCUACCCGGAGCCAGUAAAGCCAAUAAACUCCGUACCAAGACCUUGCGCAACACCCUCAACCCCGUGUGGAGCGAGACGCUGACCUACUACGGCAUCACCGAUGAGGACAUGGUCCGUAAAACCCUCAGGAUUUCCGUGUGCGACGAGGACAAAUUCCGCCACAACGAAUUCAUCGGCGAGACCCGAAUCCCCCUGAAGAAGCUCAAGCCAAACCAGACUAAGAACUUCUACAACUGCCUGGAGAAGCAGCUUCCUAUUGAUAAGACGGACGACAAGUCUCUGGAGGAGCGCGGCCGCAUCAUGAUCUCGCUGAAGUACAGCUCUCAAAAGUGCGGCCUGGUGGUGGGAAUCAUCCGGUGUGCCCACCUCGCAGCCAUGGACGCCAACGGUUUCUCUGAUCCGUAUGUAAAAACGUACCUGAAACCAGAUGAGAACAAAAAGUCAAAGCACAAGACUGCAGUCAAGAAGAAGACUCUUAAUCCAGAGUUUAAUGAGGAGUUCUUCUAUGAGAUUAAGUACACAGAACUGAGUAAGAAAACCCUUGAGGUGACUGUAUGGGACUAUGACAUUGGCAAAUCCAAUGAUUUCAUAGGCGGAGUCUCCUUAGGCAUCAACGCCAACGGUGAGCGCCUGAAACACUGGUUCGACUGUCUCAAAAACAAGGACAAGAAAAUCGAGCGUUGGCACACGCUCACCAAUGAACUCCCUGGUUCAGGCUUCAACGACUGAACCCUCGUCGGCCACGCCGGCACCUGUUCCUGCUCCUGUUCCCCUCCUCGUGUGAUGUCAGCUUAACGCUCGGCCUUCGACUGCAGCUUGGAGAUGGGUACCAAAGCCACCUCUUAUUCUUUAUCUCAAAAUCUAGCUCCGUAUGUACUGUUCCUAGUGUUGACCCCGCUGUUCGAUCCGAUCCUGUGAUGUGACUCUUGAGCAUAAAUAAGGGUCUUUGGUCAGCAUGAGGUCUUUCUCUGGCAAAUAGCAGGGCUUUGGUUUUUUCCACUGAUCGCCUGUGUGCAAAAGUUUAAAUGCUGGUAAUCUUACACUUCUGAAUUUUUAGUUCACUCUAAUGUUUGGUAUGUAUUCAAAGAUACUGUUUACACAAGCCAUUGGGGGAUGGUAAUAUGACAAAUAUCCUGUAUUAGGCCUUGAGGGGGAUUAAAUGAUUCUGAGUUAAGAA